Messenger RNA from Rasamsonia emersonii CBS 393.64, 1359 nucleotides. Its product is annotated as Eukaryotic translation initiation factor 3 subunit E. Gene Ontology annotation, biological process: translational initiation. Gene Ontology annotation, cellular component: eukaryotic translation initiation factor 3 complex; nucleus; cytoplasm. The transcript has 3 exons. Bases 1 to 1359 code for a protein of 452 amino acids. The record is from RefSeq and is a predicted model, not a curated record. Gene Ontology annotation, molecular function: translation initiation factor activity. Lineage: Eukaryota; Fungi; Ascomycota; Eurotiomycetes; Eurotiales; Trichocomaceae.
AUGGCAGACAAAGCCCCUCCGUCGGCAGAGACGCUGCUCAAGGGCGCCGCCGCCCACCCUCCCAGGUCAGCGGAGGACAUCGCAAAGGAAUACGAUCUGCUGCCCAAGUUGAUCCCCUACCUCGACCGCCAUCUUGUCUUCCCUCUGCUCGAGUUUGUCAGCGGCCAGGAUGACGACAACAUGGAGAUUACUCGCGCCAAAUACGAGCUUCUCAAGCAUACCAACAUGACCGACUAUGUUGCGAACUUGUGGCAGGAGAUCAACAACUCCGAUACCAUCCCCGAAGAAUUCGUCAAGAAGAGGGAGGAGGUUCUUGCAAAGCUGCAGCAAUAUCAGGAAGAGAGCGAGAAGAUUACGUCGCUUCUGCAGGAUGACGCCGUUGUGGCCAACCUCCGCAGCGACAAGGUCGCCAACUUGAAGUUCCUCGAAGAGCAGCAUGGCGUUACGAUCGACAUGGUGAAUACCCUGUUCGAAUACGGCCGAUUCCAGUACAGCUGUGGUAGCUACGCGAACGCUGCAGAGUUGCUCUAUCAAUUCCGUGUCUUGUCGACGGAUAACGACAAGGUCUCCUCCGCCACGUGGGGCAAGUUCGCGUCUGAGAUCUUGACCACCAGCUGGGAGGCCGCCAUGGAAGAGCUCCAUAAAGUGAAGGAUUCGAUUGAAACCCGUCUCUUCAACAAUCCUCUGGCCCAGUUGCAGCACAGAACCUGGCUGAUCCACUGGUCUCUUUUCCCUCUAUUCAACCAUGAACCCGCCCGCGACGUCUUGACCGAUCUCUUCUUCUCUCCCGCUUACAUCAACACCAUCCAGACCAACUGCCCGUGGAUCCUGCGGUAUCUGGCGGCCGCCGUCAUUACGAACCGCAGCCGUGCGCACAAGAACACCAGUCUCUACCAGAAGCAGCUCAAGGAUCUGAUCCGAGUGGUGCGACAAGAGGACUACGAAUACUCCGACCCGAUCACCGACUUUGUCAAGGCCCUUUAUGUCGACUUUGACUUCGAAGAGGCCCAGAAGAAGUUGAGCGAGGCCGAGGAGGUUCUACGCAGCGACUUUUUCCUUGUUUCCGCGGCAGACGCUUUCGUGGAGUCGGCAAGACAUCUCAUCUCUGAGAGCUAUUGCAAGAUUCACCAGCGGAUCGAUAUCAAGGAUCUGUCCACCCGUCUGGGUCUGAACCAAGACGAGGGCGAAAAAUGGAUCGUCAACCUCAUCCGGGACACUCGAGUUGAUGCCAAGAUCGACUACAAGGAGGGAACCGUGAUCAUGAACCACCCUCCGCAGUCUGUGUACCAGCAGGUGAUUGAGAAGACCAAGGGAGCCUUUUUCAGGACUCAAGUGUUGAGUGCGGCUGUUGCCAAAUAG